Messenger RNA from Symbiodinium natans, 2127 nucleotides. The record is from the annotation of a GenBank genome assembly. NCBI's taxonomy places the organism in Eukaryota, Dinophyceae, Suessiales, Symbiodiniaceae.
AUGCCCAUGCACGUUCCCAGUGACAACAAAGUCACGUGGCUUUGGGAUACCGCAGCCGGCAGGCAUCUCAUAGGCAGACAAGCUUUGUCCUCCAGGGCGCUCGCGUGCGUCCGCAAGACCGACACGCCUGUUGGUUUUGCAACUGGAGGCGGGGCGCGAGAAGGCACUCACAGCGUUGCGUUCGAGGGUAGCCGUAUCCUCCCAAGCGCCGAGCAGGUCUAUGUCCUCAAAGAGUGUCCUCCCGCAUUCUCUGUUGGAAAGGCCGUCCUCGACGAAGGCUCUCUCUUCGUUUGGGAUCCUAGGGAAAGCCAGCCGUACCUCGUGCCAAAGCAAGACGUACACAGGUGUAGUAGGCUCAAAGUCCCUAGGAAGGCUAGGAUAAACGCCACAAGGGUUGUAGAGUACGUUCCUCAGUUUGACGAAGAGCUCAAGCCCACCGUUUACCCUUCCUCCUCCAGCCUAAGUCCUGUCGUUGCCUCCGCUUCUCCCGCUCCAGCGGAAGACGAUGCAGUGUCUAUCGGCGAGAUACCUCCUCCAGAGGGGUAUGAACCGACAGAGAUCGGAGAUAGCGACGAAGAUGCCCGCAUUGUAGACGCAAAUGCACUUGCAGAAGAGACUAGAGAGCAGCUUUUUGGCAUAGGCGCUGAAGGUGAGUCAGCUGCCGAAGAACCAUCUCCCGACUUGCCUGAACACGCCAUUCAAGAUUUGCUAGCGCUUGAUGGCAGUGCAGACAUGUCAAAAGAAGUUGCCCGAGUCCGCGCCGAAGCAGGCCUCCCUCCGGAGCCUGCACCUGCAGAGGGCGCAGCCGUUGGCGCGCCACCUCAUGCACAGCCAGAAGAGCCUUCCCGUGAAGAGGCUCUCAGAACUGAGGCCACCUCUGCAAAGCACUUGCGCACUCACUUUCCAAAGAAUCCUUUCUGCAAAAUCUGCCAUGUCGCAAAGACGACCUCCAUGCGUAUCGCUCGCAAGCCGGAUGGGAAGGCUGAUGACCUGAUUGACGUUCCCACUGCUUCCUUUCAGCAACUUGCCACUGAUGACGUCAUCCUCGCGAAAGGAGACGACCAUCGAGGUAUAGGAACAGGGGGGGUUAAGUCACACCACGUCAUUAGGGAUGUCUUCUCAGGCGGUAGGAUUGCAUAUCCUAUGACGCGCCGUGGCGCACAGCAGCAUGCACGCAACUACCGCCACUUCAUGGGUCUCAAGGCCUCCGAGCUUGCACCCACCUGUCUCAUCAAAAUGGAUGAAGCAGGCGAGCUAAAGACAGCAGCCGAGGAAGUAGGCUUAAUCCCCGACACCUCUCUCCCUAAUAGGUGGCCGCACAACGCGGCGCUAGAGCGAGACGUGAGAGAAGAGAAAGAGUGUUGUAGAGCCAUUCACUUGCAAAGCGGUUUGCCCUAUGACUUUCACACUUACUCAUUCCCGUUCGCGUGCUUGUCCUUGUCCUUUGAUAGGACUGCAAACACCGGAACAGGUGUCACUCAGUGGGAAGCCUUGACAAAGGAACCCUUCUCAGGGAUGAGGCUUUGUUUUGGCCAGCUAGUUUGGUAUAGGACAAAACUUUCCAAGCUAACGUUAGAGCCCAACAUGUCACCAGCCUUGUUCCUUGGAUGGCGAAUUGAUGCUGGUAUGAGGUACCGCGGAGUCACUCGCGUACUCGAUUACCAUGCUUUCCGCAACAAGCGAGAAGUCAGCGUCAUUGAUGUUCCUGAACCUGAAUUGUUUGUCGAAGAGGGCGAGCCCAUCUUCCCUCUUGCAAAUGCCACGCGCAAGGCACUUGUGGACGGCACAGUCCUUGAAGGUCCUGCCGCGCGCUCUGCACUCCCAGACUUCCCCGUUCGCGAGGCAGUCAAGCAUAUCGAAGUUUGCCGCGAGCGUUUUGCCAAGCUGGUAAGCACAGAACGCGAGGAGGCACAGGCUAAGAAGGCAGUAAGCAAGGCGCAGGCUGUCGCUGAAAGCCUAGAGGUUCUUGGGGCCGACCCUAGCCUCGAGGCUGUCGCAGACAAUCUCCUUGAGGCAGCUGCUGAAAGAACCUGCUCCCUUACCUGCCUCUGCGUCUUCACCUCCACUAAUCGUGGCCUCCGGCGCUGCGCUCCCUCCAAGUUCAGCUACAAGGACCGUGCUCACUGA